Messenger RNA from Cuscuta europaea, 4031 nucleotides. Lineage: Eukaryota; Viridiplantae; Streptophyta; Magnoliopsida; Solanales; Convolvulaceae. The record is from the annotation of a GenBank genome assembly.
CCGGCCGAGUCCACUCCUAGCUCUCGGUAGUGUGCGAAAAAACUCUAGGUUGCGCACACCUCAUUUGAUUUUGCUCUCAAACUACUUGAUUAAUCCGUGUUUUUCUUUCAUUUUCUUUGUCGAAAUCCCUGAAUCUAUCUUAUCUACCAACUAGUUCAAGCAGAUUUGGGAUUGUUGAGCAAAAAACGUAAGAAAAUCCAAGUUUUGUGCGUUGAUACACUGUUCAUCAACGAACUGAGUUUUGAUUCGUCUUUCGACGACUGGUUUUGGAACUGAAGACUUGUUUGGGGGUCGCCACCUCCUGGCGAACCUGCCUGUACUGGUUUCCGGCCACCACAGCUCUGUCGUACACCAGCUUGCUAAGAUCCAGUGUGCGAAGUUACUGCUCACAGGAAGCAUUGACUUUGAUUGCCUCCAAAAUCUGUUGUUCAAUCUGAAUUUUGAGCACAUUCUGGGGUUCAUCUAUUCAAGGGGAGCAUUUUGGUACCUAUUUCGAGCAAAAUAAGUAAGUUUCGAGAAACUCAUGCACUAUUCAUCAAAUGUUCAAUGUGCGCCGGGGUGAACUGGUCUUUGAUUUUUUCUGAGCUUGUUUGGCAUUUGUUUUGUACUCUGAAUAUACUGCUAGAAUUGCCUUGUUAGUGGGAACGUUUGGCUAUUUUUUGAGAAUUUUCUGAUCCCAUUUGUGUGGAGGGAGUACUGUUCAUCUUCCUCAAUGGUUUGGAACUGCCAGCUACAGUAAUUCCUGCGAACCUUUGACUAGUUACAUAUUUUUUCUGGAUUCCAUACUUGUCCAUUGUUCAAACGGAGUAUACUGGAGUGUUCCUCACUUCAAAGGGUACAUGUGAGAGUAUUUUCACAAUUUUUGAACAUGUUUGUGAGGUGCUAAUUGCUCUUCCCAAUGACAAAGAAUAAUAAGCAAUCUCGUACACCUCCUCCGAAGGACACGGCGUUUGAUGAAAAAAUCAGAAUGUUGAAUGCUAAGAAGAUGGAACUUGAAGCUAAGAAGAAGGGAGGGGAAGCUAAUACAAAGGUCUUACCUUCGUAUGCCCCAAAACAACCCUCAAACUUACUAUCAACCCUACUUCACCAAUUGGGGUGGCUUCCAAAGAGAUUAGCUUUGAGAAACAAAUUGUUUCCUCUAGUGCUAAUUCUCCUAAUGAUGUGGCUACCUCGAAGGUUAAUGGAUUGGUGGAAGACGAAUAUGAAACCAUUGGGUCCGUUGAUACAAAUUCAAGUGCUAGUUAUGAAGAAAAUGUGGAAGAUGAACUAGAAGGAAAAAGAAGUGGAGUAAUUUGUUUCAAAAUAACCGCUCUCUUUCUCAUGGGAUCAAACUUGAUUAUAUCCCACCUAAAGGGGAUGUGGUGGACUUCUCUAACCGUAUGGUACCCUCUAUUUUUGAUAUAUUGGGAUAUUGUUUGGUUGGUUGCUUCACCAGGAGAUUCCUCGGAAUGAAAGCGGUCCAUGAACAGGGCAAAUGAGGUGUCAAUUGUAAGGUGAAGUCUCAUGACAAGGGCUGGACUAUUUUUCAUUUUAAAAAUGAGGAAAACCAAACAAAGGUCAUAUCCGAGGGGCCUUACUCUUCCUAUGGUAAGGCUUUGAUUCUUAAGGUUUUAUCCGAAGACUUUGAACUUGAUGGAGAGGAAUUUUUGAAAGUACCUAUUUGGGGGAAAUUCCACGGGCUCUCUGUUACUCUUUGGAAUAAACCGGAAAUUAGUGAGCUAGCUUCAUGUGUGGGUUUCCCAUUAUUGCAGACCAAAUAACAUAAAACAAGGCACAGGCUCAAUUUGCACGUGUACUUGUUGAGGUGGAUACUACGAAACCCCCGGUCAUUGAUAUUCCUAUGAUACAACCAUCCGGAAAAAGGAGGAAUCAAUAUGUGAUCUAUGAGACGUAUCCAAAUUAUUGCUAUGAAUGCAACAAGUUUGGCCACAACCCCUUUAUAUGUAAGGUGCUUCACCCGAAACUAAAGGAAGAUGACAACAAAAAAUUGGUUGAUGCAAAGAAGAUGGAAACACCGAAUGAAGAGGGGGGCAAAGAAGAUAGUUGCUGCCCAAGAGGAACCGUUAGAGCUACCUUUCCAACUUGUGGUGCCAAAGAAGAACAAAGCUAAGGCUUCUUCAUCCCAUGAUACAAAGGUGCCGGCCAAACCCACUUCAAUGCUUCCAAGCCUAAGGAUCCCUCGGCCCAAAAGCACAACACGAACAAGGAAUUUGAAUGGAAGGGGUGAAGGAUUCUAAAUAUGCAUGAAAUGCAACCGGAUGACAUUGUUACCACUUUUGUACCCAAUGAAGACAGUGUGCAAGUAGCUUAUGUCAAGAAGCGACAUCAACUCAAGAGCCAUAUUCACGUGGCUAGGCUAGCAAUGGAUUCCCUAAAGGAGGCUCACCAAGAUGUGCCGACUAUUUUAGAAAGUGAGAGGUAACACAAGCAUGCAAAAAUUGUUUGUCGUAUUACGCAAAUAUCAUUUUUAGCAACCUUUGUUUACCCUCUUUACACUGUCUUGGAACGUAACAAUCUAUGGGAACACCUAGCUAUACUUGAGGACCGAAUUAGGGACCCUUGAUUUAUUGCGGGUGAUUUCAAUUGCAUAUGCGCUCCUAAUGAAAGGGUUGGGUCUAACCCUCCCAUGGCAUAUAUGAUACAACAUUUACUUGAUUUUAAAAUCUGAGCUAGCCUAGAGGAUGCCCUCUCCAUGGAAGAAUUCUACACUUGGAAUAAAGGUUCUCUAUGGGCUAAGCUUGACCGGGUUUUGUAUAAUUUUUCAUGAAUUUAUUUGGAACCGAGAUGGGAAACCAUGCCCUUGACCUGAUGGUCUUAGGAAUCGGCCCUUUGAUUGAACAAAAUGUUCAUGAUAGCCUACUUGCUAAAACAUAUUAACCACAUUGUUAUAGCGUUAAUCCCCAAGACUAGCCACUCCCCAAGGGUCUCAGAUUUUAGACCCAUAUCUUGUACGAAUGCAAUUUACAAAAUUAUUAAUGAAAUCAUUGCGGCUAGACUAAUCCCUUGCUUCUCGGGGUUGGUUAAUCAAGCACAAAGUGCUUUCGUGGACGGCCGCCUAAUGUUUGAUAACAUUUUCCGUGCCCAGGAACUUGUUAGAGGAUACAAUAGGAAAUGCAUUUCACCUCGUUGUAUGAUUAUGGUGGAUUUUCGUAAGGCCUAUGACACCAUAUCUUGGGAUUUUCUAGCUAAUGUCUUAAGGGGUUUGGGUUUCCCCUCUAGAUUUGUUGGUUGGAUCUUGGAAUGUGUUUCAACGGCUUCAUUUUCCGUCUCAUUGAAUGGUAACUUAUAUGGUUUCUUUAAGGGGAAAAAGGGGCAUAACCGCAUAAGGCAAGGGGGAUCCAAUGUCCCCAUUGCUCUUAGUACUAUGCCUAGAAUAUUUCUCUCAACUUCUCAAUGUGCGAACCAAUGGUUCCAAUUGUAAUUAUCAUCCACGGUGCGCAUCUUUGGGUAUUACUCACUUGGCCUAUGCGGAUGAUCUCAUGUUCUUUUCAAGAGGUGACAAAUACUCCAUUGAAGUAUUGGUCAAUACCCUGAAAGAGUUUGGGGAUGCAUCGGGCCAAAGAGUAAACCAUGAAAAAUCUAACAUGUUUGUGGGUGGGGUGAAUGACCUUGAGCUACAAAAUACCUUGGACCUUGUUGAUUAUGGGCGUAGUGUAUUCCUGAUGCGUUACCUUGGAAUCCACUUGCCCCCCUCAAAGUCUCCGGUGCCCAACAUGCACUCCUUUUAGACAUGGUCAAUGACUUCCUUAUGACUAGGGAUGGACCCAACCGGGCCGGGCUGGCCCGGAACCGACCCACUACUGUGCGGGCCCGGUCCGGCCCGGGUAUGUGUUGGGUAGUUCGGGCUUUGAACCGGCCCGAUCGAGUAGGGUGGUUCGGGCAUGGGUCAGGAAAAAGGUGAACCGGCCCGGCCGGUUCGGGCCCGGUCCGGGCCUAACGGCUAUUUUUUAAUUUUUUUUUCUUUUCCAGCCCAACAAGCCCUUAUACCCGUUGCAUUCAAACCCAAACGGCUCUAUAGCCGUUGGGAGGCU